Molecule: messenger RNA, 2181 nt
Organism: Thamnophis elegans (Western terrestrial garter snake)
Lineage: Eukaryota; Metazoa; Chordata; Lepidosauria; Squamata; Natricidae
Biological process (GO): DNA integration
Molecular function (GO): nucleic acid binding
Source: RefSeq, a predicted model, not a curated record
AUGGUGGCCGCACAGUGCGAAUUUUCAAAUUUAGAGGAGAACUUAGUGGAACAGUUCGUGUGCGGGGUCCGCGAUGUCAACCUGCGGAGCUGCAUGUUCCGGAACCACCGCAUCACCCUGCUUCAGGCCGUGGAGACUGCCAGGGCAGCAGAACUGUCAGAGCAGGUCCACGGCCGAUAUGAGCGGCUGCAGGUAUCUGCACCGGAGCGACCACCUCCAGAAGUGUCAACUCAAGCCCAUAUGGUUGAGGACGACCUGCCGUUUGAUGACCCAGAGGAAGAUGUGGUGGCACAAAUGAGAACUCAGCCUAAGCGGAAGCCGAAACCACAGCCAGCGGCGCAACCGGCGUCCAUGGGGAAACUGCCCAUUCUAAUCGUUAGGGACGACCUGCCGGCCCUUUUGGGCCUGGAUUGGUUUCCAGCCCUGGGUUUGUCUAUAGGAGGGGUCCACCGGGUUGUCCCCUCGUCCAUCGAAGACAUAUUAAGGGAGUUUGCCGACGUCUUCGAUGGCCAGUUGGGUUGUUAUAAGGGCACCCCCAUCUCUUUAAGUUUAGACCCUCAGGUUGCUCCCAUUAGGCUGAAAGCCCGUAGGGUGCCUUUUGCCUUAAGGGCCAAGGUUGACGCCGAACUGGAUAAGUUGUUGGCGCAGGAAGUCAUCGAGCCCGUUGAUCAUUCUCCUUGGGAGACACCCAUUGUCCUCCCAAUUAAACCAGACGGGUCGGUGAGGAUCUGCGCCGACUACAAGUCGACGAUCAACUUGGCCCUUCAGGCAAACCCCUAUCCAGUCCCUGUAGUGCAACACCUGCUCCACUCCCUGGGGCAGGGUUGCACAUUCGCCAAACUGGAUAUGGCGCAGGCCUAUCAACAGCUCCCGGUGGAUGACGAUGCGGCGGCUGCCCAAACCAUCGUCACCCAUCGUGGGGCUUUCCGUUGUCGCCGCCUUCAAUUCGGCAUUUGUGGCCCGGGGAUCUUCCAAAGCCUCAUGGAGCGGCUGCUCCAUGGGCUACCGGGCGUUGUUCCGUAUUUCGAUGAUGUUCUGAUCGCUGCUACCAGCCGCUCAGAACUCAUCGAAGUACUCCGGAAGGUCCUCAGUCACCACAAGCCACUCCUUGGGCUUCUGGCAGGCGACAAGCCGACCCCCCCCAUCCUCUCCCCCCGCAUGACGAGAUGGACGGAGUUCCUUGCAGCGUACUCGUACACGCUGCAGUACCGUCCGGGCAAGCAGCUAGGGCACGCUGAUGCCCUAAGCCGCUGCCCCCUGCCGGAGACCGAUACCGCCCAGGUGCCCAGUCUCUCCAUCCUUUCCAUCGCGUCUUCCGGUUUUCCCAUUUCUGCCGCGGAUGUUGUGGCCUGCACUAAGGCCGAUCCGAUCCUCUCCCAGGUCGCUUCCUGGGUCUUGAGGGGAUGGCCCACUGAGAAGGUGGCAGAGGGUUUUCGGCCCUUUAAAACUCGACAAGCGGAGCUCUCCCUCCACGGGGGGUGCCUCGUUUGGGGGGAUCGAGUAGUGAUCCCUACAGCUCUUCGGCCACAAGUACUAUCCCUGCUCCAUAAGGAUCACCCGGGCAUAGCGCGAAUGAAGGCAUUAGCCCGUAGCUAUGUCUGGUGGCCCUUGUUGGAUUCAGAGAUAGCGGCCUAUGUAGGCCGCUGCACCCCGUGUCAACAAUCAAGGCCAAAUCCCCCCGCCGGGCCUGCUCACGAGUGGGAGGCUCCGAGAGGCCCAUGGUCACGCCUCCAUCUGGAUUUCGCUGGUCCCUUCCACGGCCAAAAUUUCUUGAUAGUGGUGGACGCCUACUCCCGCUGGGUGGAACUGGUCCUGAUGGGCUCCACCACAGCUGAGAGUACGGUCCGGGCCUUGAGAAGGCUAUUCGCAACACAUGGGUUGCCGGACCUCAUAGUUUCGGACAAUGGGCCUCAAUUCAUGUCCACCAUGUUUCAGGAAUUUCUGGCCGAGCAAGGGAUCCGGCAUGCGCCCAUAGCCCCGUACCACCCGGCCAGCAAUGGCCGGGUGGAGCGGGCGGUCCACUCAGCGAAGGAGGCCCUGGGCCGCAUGGACCGGGGCGACUGGCAGGAGAAAGUGGCGGCUUACCUGCUAAGCCAACAUUCCACUCCCUGCCCUACGACCAACCGAAGCCCCUCGGAGCUCUUGAUGGGCCGGCGUCUGCGGACUCCCCUGGACCGGCUA